AGAAGCACCUCCCCCGCUCUGUCUCUAAAUCUACCAAAGUUGUUUGUGUCCAUCUCUAGAAUUUUUGAAAUGAAAACACCAACAUAUUUUCACUCAAAUCUGUCCUUGCAUAUAUAUGAUUCAGGCCUCCACAUACUUGGUGACAGGCCGUCCACCACCACCAUUACCGCCACCACCAUCACACCAAGUAGAAGUACUAGCAUUAAUACCACUGUCGCUGCCAUCCUCUUUGCUUUGUUUCUCUUGACUCUCUCUCAGAACAUUCACUAUUGCAACUGCAUUUCAAAGAGUCCCAUGUCUGCCACUUGUCCUGCAAUCUCACAUCCCCUUCUUUCCUCCAUUGCUCGUUUCCCUUUUUUGUUCAAACAAUAUGGAAAGUUCCCUUUCAUGUUUUUCCUGCUUUCGUUUCUAUCCUUAAACGGCGCACUAGUUGCAUAAGAUGUACCUGCAGAAUCAUUUCAAACAUGUCAGGCAUACUAUGGUAAAACAGAAAAAAAAAGGUGACAAAAAGUAGAGUUAGCCCGUGUCACCCCUCACAAGCUUCCCAGUAUGUAUAAAUAAAGCCAUUCACACGGGACUUAUCUCCACUGCAUAUCUAACAGUAUUAUCAGGAGUUGGAACAGCAAAAGAUGUCAAUUUCCUGUGCCAAAAACUUCUUCAAUCGGUUCUGUAGCGACGAGGUUCAAAUGGGGAGUAUCUACCAUGCCAGCUUCUUUUCUAGUGACCUCCUACCAUCCCUUGGAGCAAGAAUAAACCAAGCAACCAAACUUCGCAGAUACAUAAUCUCCCCCUACAGUUCCCGUUAUAGGGCUUGGGAGAUGUGGCUGGUUGUUCUCGUUGUUUACUCUGCCUGGAUCUCUCCUUUUGAGUUUGCAUUUCUAACUUACAGGAAAGAUGAUGCGCUAUUCAUCAUCGACAACAUUGUCAAUAGCUUUUUUGCCAUUGAUAUUGUUCUCACCUUUUUUGUUGCGUACCUCGACAGCCAUACUUAUCUUCUUGUUGAUAAUCCGAAGAAAAUAGCAAUCAGGUACAUAUCUACUUGGUUUAUGUUUGAUGUCUGCUCAACUGCCCCAUUUCAAUCUCUCAGUCUCCUGUUCACACAUCAGAGCAGCAGCGAAAUUGGCUUUAGCUUACUCAACAUGCUUAGACUCUGGCGUCUCCGACGGGUUAGCUCCCUGUUUGCAAGACUUGAGAAGGACAUUCGGUUCAAUUAUUUCUGGACUCGGUGCACAAAACUUGUUUCUGUAACCCUGUUUGCAGUGCACUGUGCUGGAUGCUUUAACUACUCUAUUGCGGAUAGGUAUCCUGAUCCAAAGAGGACCUGGAUAGGUGCAGUAAACCCAAAUUUCAAAGAAGACAGUCUCUGGGACAGAUAUGUAACUGCGAUUUACUGGUCUAUCACCACACUGACUACAACUGGAUACGGGGAUCUGCACGCUGAGAACCCCAGGGAGAUGCUAUUUGAUAUCUUCUAUAUGCUAUUCAACUUGGGAUUGACAGCUUACCUCAUUGGAAACAUGACAAACCUCGUAGUUCACUGGACCAGCCGCACAAGGAAUUUUAGGGACACAGUUAGAGCGGCUUCAGAGUUUGUUACACGAAAUCAGUUGCCACAUCGCAUACAGGAUCAGAUGUUGUCACACUUGUGUUUGAAGUUCAAAACAGAAGGACUGAAGCAGCAAGAAACCUUGAAUAGUCUGCCAAAAGCCAUUCGUUCAAGCAUUGCACACUAUCUCUUCUACCCCAUCGUCCAAAAUGUUUAUCUCUUUGCAGGAGUUUCUCACGAUUUCCUCUUCCAAUUGGUGUCAGAAAUGGAGGCUGAAUAUUUUCCACCCAAGGAAGAUAUCAUCCUGCAGAGCGAAGCUUCAACAGAUCUUUAUAUACUUGUCUCUGGAACUGUGAACUUGAUAUCCCAUGCAGAUGGAUGCAAUCAGAUUCUUGGAAAAGCAACUGCAGGGGAUACUUUUGGAGAAAUAGGAGUUUUAUGUUACAGGCCACAACCUUUCACAGCUAGGACAGCUGAGCUUUCCCAAAUACUAAGGCUAACCAGGACUUCACUGAUGAACACCAUGCAGGCAAAUUCGGAAGAUGGCCGCAUCAUGAUGAGUAAUCUUUUCAAGAAACUUCAGGCUUCAGAAAGCACAGGUGUUGAUUACCGAGACAGAGAUUCAGGAUUGAUUCACAAAGAAUGGUUUGAUGGAGGACCUAAAGAAGGAUGCUCUUCUGAGGCAGGAUGUCAAAAUUAUUCGCAUCGAGAUCCAUCAGGGCAUGACGCAGGGGAUGUGUCUUCUAACGAACCCGAAGCUACAGAAAUGUGCAAAACAUGCACAGGUCAUAGUUUUAUUAAACAAGGAACAGGUGGGAAUUCAACAAUUGAGUGCGUCCAAAUGGAUCUACAUGCUGCUGUUCGCAAGGGGAAUAUCGAAAUGGUUAGAAGUCAGCUGGAAGGAGGAGCAAAUACAAACAAACCAGAUGCCAGAGGAUGGACCCCAAAAGCUCUAGCAGAACGGCAAGGAAAUAGAAGCAUAUAUGAUCUCUUACUAAGUUAUGAAAAAAGAAAGAAAGUAGAUGAACAUAAAAUAGAUUUUAUUGAGCCAGAAACUACAGGUGAUGCCAAGAUUAGUCAAGGAAAACAUAAAGGAAUCAGUGGGCCCACUUGUUUCAACUUCCAUUCCAAAAUGGUACCCUCUAGUUCCAGUUUACACAUGUAUAGUUGUCCCAAUAAUAAGGAAGCAAAAACAAUAACCAAGAAGAGAGUCACUAUCCAUAUGCAGUUUCACAACAGUAUGUUGCAAAGACCUCAUGGGAGGUUAAUUGUCCUACCUGAUUCCAUAGAAGAGCUGCUCAGGAUCGGCGGUCAGAAGUUUGGAGGGUACAAAUUUACAAGAGUCAUCAAUGCUGAGAAUGCAGAAAUAGAUGAUAUACAUGUCAUUCGAGAUGGUGAUCAUCUGUUUCUCCUUCGAACAGACUCUGAAAAUUUAUAUUGCGAUGUGACCUAAAAGUUAUUUGAAGGCGUUUUGAUGCAGACAAGUAGACAGCUUAAUGCUUUAAGCAAUGUAUAGAUUUAUUAACAAAAAGUUGAAUACAUGAAUUGUCAAAAAUGGGCCCCCAAUUCGGCCUCCGGAACUCCAGUAAUUUCUGAAAAUUGGGAAGUCAAUACAAAUGGUUCCACUUUCACUCAGUAAA
Ricinus communis (castor bean) is the source of this 3186-nucleotide messenger RNA. RefSeq names its product potassium channel KAT1. Gene Ontology annotation, molecular function: protein binding; voltage-gated potassium channel activity. NCBI's taxonomy places the organism in Eukaryota, Viridiplantae, Streptophyta, Magnoliopsida, Malpighiales, Euphorbiaceae. The coding region runs from base 630 to 2999 and encodes 789 amino acids. Gene Ontology annotation, biological process: potassium ion transport; transmembrane transport. The record is from RefSeq and is a predicted model, not a curated record. Gene Ontology annotation, cellular component: membrane. The transcript is spliced from 11 exons.